GAUCUGUGGACUCACGCAGCAGCAUCAUGGGGACUAUAGGGGACAGACAACCACAUAUGCUGACAUGCCUGGCAAUUCUGAUCACACUAGCCGCAACACAAACAGUGAUUCCAACAUCGGUUUCUGUCUUCCCCACAACAACUUUGAUGACCCAAUUGUCAGGGGUGAACUCUUCUUACCUGGACAUGGUUUGCAGUACAUGGGGCAACUACCACUUCAAGACCUUUGACGGGGACAUGUUCCAACUGCCCUCCACCUGCAACCACAUCCUGACGUCUCACUGCCGCAGCAGCAGCAACUAUGAGGACUUUAACAUCCAGAUGAGGAGACAGGUGGUGAACAACAUAACCACCAUCAGCAAGAUCACCAUGAUGCUGGAUGGCACCACAGUGGAGAUCUCUAAGGACUCCGUCCUGGUCAACGGCAAGACGGUGGUUGUGCCAUAUGUGUACUCUGGAGUGUCAAUCAAAAAUACAAGCUCCAUCACAGUCCAGUCCAAACUGGGGUUGUUGCUCAUCUGGAACUUGGAAGACUCACUACGGAUCGAAAUGAACCCGAAAUUCCACAAUCAGACAUGUGGGCUCUGUGGCGAUUUCAAUGGAGUUGAGACAUAUGACGAGUUCAUCAAGAAUGGUGUGAAGCAAUCAGUGUCGUCCUACGGAGAGCAGUGGAAGCUAGACGAUCCCUUGGAAACGUGUUAUGAACCUGUACUCAAUGCUGAAGAGAGCUGUGGAGAUAUGGCCUUUUGUGAGACGCUUUUCAAGACCCCAGUGUUUGCAGACUGUGCCAACCGCUUGGACUUUGAAUCCUUUGUCAAAGCUUGCAUGGCAGACAUGUGCCACUGUGACAACAACACCUCCUUCUGCCUAUGUGACACCCUUUCGGAGUUUUCCCGCGAGUGUGUCCAUGCAGGGGGCUCACCCAUGCAGUGGAGAACAGAGCAGUUCUGUGGAAAGACAUGUCCCUACAACAUGGUGUACCAGGAGUGUGGCAGCCCCUGUGCUGAUUCCUGCUCCAACCCCCAGAGCAGUCAGCUCUGUAACAGUCACUGCACCGACGGCUGCUUCUGCCCUCCAGGUUCUGUCUUUGAUGACGUUAAUAAGACAGGCUGUAUCCCAGUACUCGAGUGUCCUUGCUUGCACAAUGGACAAACAUACGGCACAGGAGAAUCCUACUCAACCAAAUGUAAAGACUGCAUGUGUUCCGGUGGUCAGUGGAGCUGCCAGCAGAAGGACUGUCCAGGGACGUGCUCUGUGGAGGGAGGGUCUCACAUCAACACCUUCGAUGGGAAACUCUACAACUUCCAUGGAGCCUGCUCUUACGUGCUGGCUAAGGAAUGUAAUGGGUCCCAGUUCAGAGUGCAGGGAGAUCUGGUGAAGUGUGGCUUGUCAGACACAGAGACCUGCCUCAGAUCCAUCACCCUGGUUCUGGGUAGCCCACCCACAGUGAUCAAAGUCCAGUCCAGUGGGAAUGUCUUAGCCAAUCAGAUUCUCACGCAACUUCCUCUUUACACCGCGGAUGUGAGCAUCUUCCAGCCCUCCUCCUUCUUCAUCUUCAUCCAGACCUCCGUGGGUCUGCAGCUGGAGGUGCAGCUCGUACCCAACAUGCAGCUCUACAUCACCGCCAGCUCCGCCCUCAAGGGCUCGACAUGCGGUCUGUGUGGGAACUUCAAUGACAUCCUUGCUGAUGACUUCAAGGUGAUGAGUGGACUAGUGGAAGCCACCCCUGUGGCCUUUGCUAACACGUGGAAGACCAUGGCCAGCUGUCCUGAUGUCAGUACCUCCUUCUCAAAUCCCUGUAGUCUCGGAGUGGAAAACGAGAGAUAUGCCACGUUCUGGUGCACCAAGCUGACAGAUCCACAAGGGGCGUUCUCCUCCUGCCACUCAGUGAUCAACCCAGAGACCUACAAAGAUAACUGCAUGUAUGACAGCUGUAACUGUGAGAAGAGUGAGGACUGCAUGUGUACUGCUGUCUCUUCCUACGUCCACGCCUGUGCUGCUGCGGGGAUCAUGCUCGACGGCUGGAGGGACGGCAUCUGCACCAAGUACAACUCGUCCUGCGCCCCUGGGACGGUCUACAGCUACAACAUGGUCAGCUGUGGGCGGACCUGCCGCUCUCUCAGCCAGACUGACCGCAGUUGCGGCCAGGAAUUCACCUCUGUGGACGGCUGUGGCUGCCUCCAGGGCACCUACCUGAACCAGGCGGGCCAGUGCGUGGAGGCCAGCAGCUGCCCCUGCUACGACAAGGACACCAUCAUCCCAGCGGGGGAGAGCACCAGCAAGGAUGGAGCCAGCUGUGUUUGUAAAGACGGAACGCUGAGCUGCGGAGGGCAACUGGAAGCGCUAACAGGCUGCAUUGCUCCCAUGGUUUACUUCAACUGUUCCAAUGAACCACUCGGAGCCCCAGGGAUUGAGUGUGAGAAGAGCUGUGAGACCUUGGACAUGUUCUGUAUCAGUACAGAUUGCACAUCAGGCUGUAUGUGUCCCACGGGCCUGGUGGCUGAUGGGAAAGGUGGCUGCAUCCUGGAAGACAACUGUCCCUGUGUCCACAAUGGAGCUAUAUACCAGCCUGGUCAAACCCUCAAAGAAAAGUGUAACACCUGCACGUGCAAGGCCAGGAAAUGGGAGUGCACCACAAAGGAGUGCGAUGAAGUAUGUUCCAUGUACGGCGAUGGAAAUUAUAUAAGCUUUGACAAUGUACGGUACACCUUCAAUGGAGGAUGUGAAUACACUCUGCUACAGAACUCCUGCAGUGGCAAUCUCACCUCAAACAGCUUCAGAAUUAACACCGAAAAUGUGCCCUGUGGUACCACAGGGACCACCUGCUCUAAAAACAUCAAGCUCUAUAUGGGGGCUAAUGAACUGCUGCUGACCGACAAUGGGUACCAAGUCAUUCGAGAAAAUGGAGGAUCAUUUCCCCAGCAAAUAAGUAAGAUGGGAAUAUAUUUGGUCAUUGAGGUGCAGCCUGGACUCAUCCUGAUGUGGGACACAAAGACAAGCUUGUUCAUCAAGAUGAGCCCAGCGUUUCAGGGACAGGUCUGCGGUCUGUGUGGUAACUAUGAUGGCAACGGACAGAACGACUUUACCACUAGAAAUCAAGAGACAGUGGUGGACCCACUGGACUUUGGAAACAGCUGGAAGAACAACCCCACCUGCCCUAACACUGUGGCCAGCAAACCGGCCUGUACCACCAACCCCUACAGACAAGCUUGGUCUUUAAAGAAGUGCAGUAUCCUCCAGAGUCAAGUCUUCCAAGCAUGUCACUCUCAGGUGGAUCCAACUCCAUAUUAUGAAGCUUGCGUGCGAGACUCGUGUGCUUGUGACAGCGGAGGAGACUGUGAAUGUUUCUGUACCGCUGUGGCUGCUUAUGCUGAGGCCUGCAACGAAGCUGGAGCAUGUGUGUCCUGGAGAACACCACAGAUAUGCCCCUUGUUUUGUGACUAUUACAACUCUCCUGAUGGAUGUGAGUGGCACUACAAGCCAUGUGGAGCUCCAUGUAUGAAGACCUGCAGGAACCCCUCUGGGACAUGCUCUAGCCUCAUCCCUGCUCUGGAGGGUUGCUAUCCCAGUUGCCCACCUUCCAAAGCCUACUUCAACCAGGAUAGUAUGACAUGUGUGCCUCUUGACCAGUGUGGCUGUUAUGACUACCAGGGAAACCAUUACAGCAACGGAGCCCGAGUUCCAACUUUAGAAAGAAACUGUUACACUUGCUACUGUACGAUGAGUGGAGUAAGCUGCAGCUACGAUGUUAAAGCUUGUACAUGUCUGUACAAUGGUAAAACUUACCCAUAUGGAUCGACAAUCUACAAUACCACGGAUGGCAUUGGGAACUGCAUCGAAGCUGUUUGUGGAGUCAAUGGGGAAAUUACAAGGAAUUUGUACCCUUGUCAGACAACAACUGCACCACCAACGUCAACCACUCCAGUGACCAUAACCACUGCCAGCUCCACAGUGUCCACUACCUUGAGACCCACAACUGUCUUUACAUUCUCAACACCUGAGAUUACAUCAUCAAAGGUCACUUGGUCUACAACCAAACCUACCAUAACGACAGUUAAACUGACCACUGAGUCAACACUUGCGAGUACCUUACCAUCGCACACAACUAGUGAACAAUCCACUACAACUGAGCAGGUAACAGUUGAGACUACAGUGCCAAAGUCAACUCCGCCCACUACAUCUACAGGCGAAACAACAACCACAAAAGCUGAGACUACAAAUAAGGCUGAAACCACAACUGAGGCUAUUGUAUCGACAUCCACAGUGCCUCCUAAACUGGAGACCACAGGCCCUACA
Messenger RNA from Hypomesus transpacificus, 4295 nucleotides. RefSeq names its product mucin-5B. The record is from RefSeq and is a predicted model, not a curated record. The annotation marks the transcript as partial. Gene Ontology annotation, molecular function: protein binding. Gene Ontology annotation, cellular component: extracellular matrix. The transcript is spliced from 30 exons. Lineage: Eukaryota; Metazoa; Chordata; Actinopteri; Osmeriformes; Osmeridae.